This is a messenger RNA of Tigriopus californicus, 2050 nucleotides long. It is a transcript of the gene GatA, whose product is annotated as glutamyl-tRNA(Gln) amidotransferase subunit A, mitochondrial-like. The transcript has 2 exons. Gene Ontology annotation, cellular component: glutamyl-tRNA(Gln) amidotransferase complex; mitochondrion. The record is from RefSeq and is a predicted model, not a curated record. Lineage: Eukaryota; Metazoa; Arthropoda; Copepoda; Harpacticoida; Harpacticidae. Bases 270 to 1868 code for a protein of 532 amino acids. Gene Ontology annotation, molecular function: glutaminyl-tRNA synthase (glutamine-hydrolyzing) activity. Gene Ontology annotation, biological process: glutaminyl-tRNAGln biosynthesis via transamidation; mitochondrial translation.
GUCGGUGAAAGAACACAGAGAACAUCAUGGAUUGUUGUUGUGACAACAUGAACCCUCUAAAUCAUGUUGCUGCUCCUGCCCAGCGAGAACGAGCAUGUGGACGAAACAUUGAUACGGGGAUUGACUUUGGGAUAUGCAUAAUCCAUUGACCAUAGAUCGAUGAGAUCAUAUGUCUGGGCCAGAAAGUUCUCAUUGGUAAAUCAACACACCCUAAUGCCGUGAUGACCGUGUAAUGAGUAAUGAUAGGAUACUCGACUCUGUGAAUCAAAAUGCUACCGGCCAUCAUCCGACCCAAGGGCCCGCCUCGCUAUCGGAGCGUGCUAUUGGGUCAUGGUCUCAUGCCUAGCGAUUUAAUGCAGCGUUCCUUAGAGAUCUGCGAUCAAAUCACGGACCUGAACGCCUUCACCUCGCUCCGAAAGUCCGACGACUUGAAGGCGGAAGCGAAAAAGGCCACUCGCCGUUGGCGUCAGGUGGAGAACAAGAGCCCCAUUGACGGCAUGACCAUUGCCGUCAAGGACAAUUUCUGUUGGGUCGGUCAUCCCACCACGUGUGGUUCACGCAUGUUGCAAGACUUCGUGCCCACUUAUAAUGCCACCGUGGUGCAAAAGCUAGUGAAUGCCGGAGCCAUUAUCUUGGGCAAGACCAACAUGGACGAGUUCGGUAUGGGAUCGGGUGGCACGGAUUCAAUAUUUGGGCCCACCAAAAAUUGGUGGCGAUCAGGAUUGGCGUAUGAGGUGUCCAAUUGGAAUGACGAACGAUUGCCAGGAAUUGAAACGGGUCGGGUCGACUCCGGUGCGACCGACGAUUGGUUCAUUUCAGGCGGUAGCUCGGGGGGUUCGGCGGUGGCGGUGGCUUCCGGGGCGUGUUUUGCUAGUUUAGGUUCGGACACGGGAGGAUCAGUACGUAUUCCCGGUGCUUGGCACGGAUUAGUGACCCUGAAACCCACUUAUGGGAGUCUCUCCCGCCAUGGACUGAUCCCGUUGGUCAAUAGCAUGGAUGUGCCAGGGGUUAUGGCCAAGUCCGUUGAGGAUGUUCAAUUGGUAUUCGGCGUGAUUCGGGGCGUGGACCCCAUGGACUCCACCACUGUGAUUCCACCCUUCAAAGACGAGCCCCCCAAAAGUGUGGAGGGUCUCAAGAUCGGAAUUCCCCAAGAGUAUCAUUGUGAUGGCAUGUCAGAGGAGGUCUUGCAAACGUGGAGUGAUGUGGCUGACGUGUUAGAGAAUGCUGGGGCUCAAGUGAAACAGGUGUCGUUGCCUCAUACGCCCUAUUCUAUUGUCUGUUACUCGGUAUUAAAUCCGAGCGAAGUGUCGAGCAAUAUGGCUCGCUACGAUGGCCUCGAAUAUGGUUUACGAACCGAACAAAACCGUUCCACCGAAGCGCUUUUUGCCGAAAAUCGUCAUUUGGGUUUCAACGAAGUAGUCCGAGGACGAAUCCUGAGCGGCAAUUAUUUCUUACUCAAGGAGAACUACCAAGAGUUCUUUGGACAGGCCCUGAAAGUUCGCCGCCUCGUUCAAAGGGACUUUGUCAAUGUUUGGAGUGACGAUGUGGAUCUCCUCCUUACCCCGGUCACCUUGACGACCUCUCCGACCUUUCGGGAGUUCUCAAGUUUGGACAACCGCACUCAAACCACCAAACAAGAUCAUUGCACUCAGCCUGCGAAUUUGGCGGGCUUGCCCGCAUUGACUAUACCCGUGAAGCUGUCAGAGAGCUCAAGUUUGCCUUUGAGUGUUCAAUUGAUAGGUCCGCGAUUCAGUGAAGACACUCUGUUCAAUUUGGGCACUUGGUUGGAGAAGCAUCUACAAUUUCCCAAUUUUGGCCUAACCUCUAUGAGAAUUGAAAAGGAAAUUACUGAUUCACUAUGGACAUGACUAAUCUGAAAGCUUUUUCCCGGAUGACUUGACAUGACGGAUGAAAGAAUCCGUCAUCCUGUCGACCAACUAUCUUAAUUUCCGAGAGCUUUUGUCAUAUUGAAGUUGAACGUGUACUUGGCGAUUCUCGGCUGAAUACCCUAAGAAGCCUUAAUCUACAAGGGAAAUGACCAAUCCAUAAA